This is a messenger RNA of Pelobates fuscus (common spadefoot toad), 2848 nucleotides long. RefSeq names its product kelch like family member 25 (gene KLHL25). Gene Ontology annotation, molecular function: protein binding. The record is from RefSeq and is a predicted model, not a curated record. Lineage: Eukaryota; Metazoa; Chordata; Amphibia; Anura; Pelobatidae. The transcript has 3 exons. The coding region runs from base 96 to 1865 and encodes 589 amino acids.
ACAUUCUAUCGAGAUCACCUGGCAGAAGAGCAGAGCUGGCUGGGCAUGUUGAGAGUCUGGGUGCAGUCACACCCCCUGCUGGUUCAGGUGUCAUCAUGUCUGUCAUUGUUCAUGAGAAUCGUAAAUCCCGUGCUAGCACUGGCUCUAUGAAUGUCUCUUUAUACCAUAAACUCUCUCAUCCAGAUUGCGUUUUAAAUCAUCUCAAUAACAUGCGCAAGCAACUUCUCUUCACCGAUGUGACUUUAUGGGCUGGAAAUCGGUCCUUCUCAUGUCACCGUGUGGUGCUGGCCGCCUGUAGUCACUACUUCGAGGCCAUGUUUAGCAAUGGAUUAAAAGAGAGCCUGGAUAAUGCUGUGAACUUUCACGAUAGUCUCCAUCCUGAGGUACUGGAACUUUUAAUAGAUUUUGCCUAUUCUUCAAAAAUUCUCAUAAAUGAGGAAAACGCUGAAUCCCUUUUAGAGGCCGGGGACAUGCUUCAGUUUCAUGAUAUACGUGAUGCGGCUGCAGAAUUUUUAGAGAAAAACCUCUACCCUUCGAAUUGUUUGGCAAUGAUGCUGCUCUCAGAUGCUCACCAAUGUCGUCGCUUAUACGAACUCUCUUUCCGAAUGUGCUUGGUCAACUUUGAAACCGUGCACGAUACCGAAGACUUUUACAAUAUCUCGAAAGAUAUGUUGCUCAGUUUGCUUUCCAGUGAUGAGUUAGAGAUCGAAGAUGAGCAGAUUGUCUUCAAAGCCUUGCUUCAAUGGGUAAAAUACGACUUGGACAGAAGGAAAGUCUAUUUUCCUGAAUUAUUAAAUAAUGUCCGACUGGCUUUACUCCCUUCUGAAUCACUCAAGGAAGCCAUAACUGGUGAAGAUUUAGUAAUGUCUGAUGAAAGGAGCAAGAUUAUUAUGGAUGAGGCUGUGCGUUGCAAGAGAAAAAUACUUCAGAACGAUGGAGUAGUAACUAGCCCAUGUGCUAAACCUCGGAAAGCCGGUCACACCUUGUUGAUCUUGGGUGGGCAGACUUUUAUGUGUGAUAAGAUCUACCAAGUUGAUCACAAGGCCAAGGAGAUCAUUCCUAAAGCUGACCUUCCAAGUCCAAGAAAAGAAUUUAGUGCUUGUGCAAUUGGCUGUAAGGUAUACGUAACUGGUGGAAGAGGAUCUGAGAACGGAGUAUCUAAAGAUGUCUGGGUUUACGAUACGGUCCACGAAGAAUGGUCAAAGGCAGCCCCGAUGCUCAUUGCUAGGUUUGGGCACGGCUCAGCAGAAUUGGAAAAUUGCUUGUAUGUAGUUGGUGGACAUACUGCAGUUGCUGGUAUUUUCCCUGCUUCUCCCUCAGUUUCAUUAAAGCAAGUGGAAAAGUAUGAUCCUUUAGCUAAUAAAUGGACAAUGAUGGCACCAUUAAGGGACGGUGUAAGCAAUGCAGCUGUGGUUAGUGCCAAACUAAAGCUUUUUGUAUUUGGUGGUACAAGCAUACAUAGAGAUCGUGUGUCUAAAGUGCAGUGCUACGACCCAGCUGAAAACAGGUGGACUAUAAAAGCAGAGUGCCCGCAACCAUGGCGCUAUACUGCUGCGGCAGUACUUGGGAGUCAGAUCUUUAUUAUGGGUGGUGACACUGAAUUCACAGCUGCUUCUGCUUAUCGGUUUGACUGUGAAACAAACCAGUGGACAAGAAUAGGGGAUAUGACCGCAAAACGUAUGUCAUGCCACGCUUUGGCAUCGGGUAAUAAACUGUAUGUGGUUGGCGGGUAUUUCGGGACACAAAGAUGUAAAACAUUAGACUGUUAUGAUCCAAUCUCCGAUUCAUGGAAUAGUAUCACAACUGUGCCCUAUUCGCUAAUACCUACUGCUUUUGUUAGCACCUGGAAACACUUGCCAACAUGAGACUUGUUUCAUGAAUCACAAAAAAGAUGCUGCGUUCCUUCCCUCUGUAUCUUGGAUGCGGAGAAGCCUCUGUUAACCUUUUUAAGAUGCUUGUAGGAGUCUAAAAAGAUUUUAACCCCAUUGAUCUAAAGUACAAAAGCAAAAUAAGAACUACAUUCUAGUUAACCUGGAAAUGUAUAUUGUAUAUGUUUAGUUUAAAACUCAAGCAUUAUUUCCCCUCUUUACAUAGAACUUUCUGCUGCUUUUGCAGUAAGGCACUAUGUUUCCUGAUACCAUCACCUUUCAGGCAAUAUACUCCAGCUAGUAUCCUGCACAAUUGUUCUAAUUUUUUUUUUUUUUUUGACUGUUUAAACCAUGUAGUGCCAUGGGUCAUAAACACAUUACAUUUAGGCUAGACAUUCUGUCACCAUUGUUUGAGUGUAUUUUUUAUGGAGCUCUACAGAUGUCCCUCUUCGUUGGCUCCAAAACAAACUUGCUUGGCUUCUAAUAAUGUACAUCUGAUUCCUCCAAAUAUACAAACAUUUCUCAAUAUGUGGCUUAAACAAACUGCAGAAAAAUUGGCACCAUUCAUAGUAUUUGAUCCAUGUGAAUCAUUGAAAUGUGUUGUCUCUACAGGAGCCAGAUUGUGGCACAGCAUUCUAAAUAUGACCAGUGACAUUUAUGGAGACAAGUCCAAAGGUUAAUCUGCUAGGCCCACAGUGUACUGUAGAUACACUUUCACUAACCCAGCUUCCAUACAUAGCAUCCAAGAAUUCACAGCUCUGAAAAUGAAAGAAGUAUUAUUGGGUGUGUUUUUCAACUUAUAUGGGUAAUAUAUGAAAAAAAAUCUACCAAAGAAAACACUUUUCCCAUGCAUCUUGUUUGUUUGGUUUGUUUUUUUCCCAAAGAAAGCUGGGAGUUUGGCGUUCUCUCUUUCAAACGAAUAGGAAAAUUAAUCAACAUAAAUAUUAAAUACCAUGUAAUGCACAACAAGCAAAGCCUUU